Messenger RNA from Solea senegalensis (Senegalese sole), 1569 nucleotides. It is a transcript of the gene prune1, whose product is annotated as prune exopolyphosphatase. Gene Ontology annotation, molecular function: exopolyphosphatase activity. Lineage: Eukaryota; Metazoa; Chordata; Actinopteri; Pleuronectiformes; Soleidae. Gene Ontology annotation, cellular component: cytoplasm. The record is from RefSeq and is a predicted model, not a curated record. The coding region runs from base 49 to 1326 and encodes 425 amino acids. The transcript is spliced from 9 exons.
GAGGGAGAGGGAGAGAGAGAGAGAGAGAGAGACACACAGCUAACGGACAUGGAGGAGUUUCUGACGAACUGUCGAAGGACACUGCUGUUGGGCUCUGAACGGCCCAGUCCACGGUACCACGUGGUUCUGGGAAAUGAGGCCUGUGACGUGGACUCCAUGGUGUCUGCGAUGGCCUACGCCUACUUCCUGUCCAAGACUCUGUGCAGUGACGUGCUCGCUCUCCCUCUCAUGAAUAUCCACAGUCAUGAGCUCGCUCUUCGCUCUGAUAACAUCUUCCUGUUGCGUCAGAGCGGUGUGUCACAUGACCUCCUGACCUUCAGAGACCAGCUGGACCUGAGGGCGCUGCACAGAGAACAACGUCUGCACCUGACACUGGUGGACCACAACGUCCUGUCCAGUUCAGACAGUGACCUGGAGGGGGCAGUGGUGGAGGUGAUUGACCAUCACCUGCUGGAGAGAAAGCUGUUGCCAUCCUGUCCUGUUACCGUGGAAACAGUGGGAUCCUGCGCCACCUUGGUAACGGAACGAAUCGUCAAGGAAGCUCCGGACAUCCUGAACCUGCAACUCGCCCAACUGCUCUACGCUGCAGUGGUGUUGGACUGUGUGAACAUGGCGCCCUCUGCAGGAAAAGUGACUCCUAAAGACAGUCAGUUUGCCGCCAUGUUGGAGCGUCGUUUCCCCGCUCUGCCACAGAGGGGCGCUCUGUUCACUGCACUACAGAACGCCAAGUUUGAUGUCUCAGGUCUGGACACUGAGCAGAUGUUGUUAAAGGACAUGAAAGUCGUCUCAGGAAGUUUGCGUCUCGCUGUCUCUGUCCUCUACAUCACACUGGAGGAGUUCCUGCAGAGGGCGGAGCUGGAGGCGGAGCUCUCAGCUUUCUGUCAAAAGCUUGGAUUUGAUUUGCUGCUGAUGAUGACCAUCUCCUUCACUGAGAGCAAAGAGCCAAUCAGAGAACUCGCUGUGUUCAGCCACAGCACCACCUGCAGGCAGCAGGUGAGCCACUUCCUGGAAGAGGCCCAUAGCCCCGCCCUCAACCUCUGUCCAAUCAGCAGCCCCCAUCCUCACAUCACAGCCUAUCAUCAAGGAAACGCCGUGGCGUCUCGUAAGAAGCUCCUCCCCAUCGUCAAAAAUUUCCUGAAGCAGCUGGAUGGAGACGGUUGUCUAGGAGAUGGGGAGGGGGAGGAGUCAGUUGUCCCUCCCACACCAAUGAACAGUCUGGUCGAGGGUUGUCCUCUAGAUGGCGCUCUGCCCCACAUCAGCACUCAGGACCUGGUGGACAAGGUCAACAAGAUGGCCGACAGAGGAGGGGAGGAGUCUGACCUCUGACCUGUCAAUGACAGCAGACCCAAGAACUCUGUCCUCAGCUGUGUCCUCAGCUCUGUCCUGUGUCCUCAGCUGUGUCCUCGGCUCUGUCCUGUGUCCUCAGCUGUGUCCUCGGCUCUGGUCCUGUGUCCUCAGCUCUGUCUUCAGCCGUGUCCUCCUCCCCUGCACAUGUGGGCGGAGUUUCUGUCCUGUUACCAUGGAGAGGCUUUUAUUGUGAAUGACGGAAUAAAGUGAGUGAAGUGAAAA